AAUUACUUGCACGCGGCGCCUGCUUUAUUUACAAUUUUCAGAUUCUUUAUUUAUUACCACACGCGGCGGUUGCAAGUGCAUCAUGGCCUCAAUUUCGCAGGAUCAAAUCAAGGCUAUUGGCGGAGUGCUAAACAAUAAGGAUAGGCCAUUGAAGGAACGCUUUCGUGCUCUUUUUACGUUGAAGAAUAUUGGCGGCAGCACAGCUAUAGCGGCUAUUAGCCAGGCUUUCGAUGACGACUCCGCGCUACUUAAGCAUGAAUUGGCCUAUUGUCUAGGCCAGAUGCAGGAUAUCGCAGCCUUGGACAUACUUACCAAAGUCCUAGAGGAUAUCACACAGGAGCCAAUGGUUAGACACGAGGCCGCCGAGGCCAUGGGGGCCAUUGGCCAUCCGGAUGUUCUGCCGCUAUUGGAAAAAUAUAAAAAGGAUCCCGUUAUUGAAGUUGCCGAAACGUGUGCCAUUGCCCUGGAUCGUGUACGCUGGGUGCAAAGUGGCCAGCAGGUUAACGACACUAAUCCCUAUGCAUCAGUUGACCCUUCACCACCGGUGGCAGAGACCAAGAGUGUGGAAGAACUACGCGCCAUCUAUUUAGAUGGAAAACAAAGUUUGUUCGACCGAUAUCGCGCCAUGUUCAGUCUACGCAAUUUACGCACAGAGUCCAGUGUCCUGGCCAUUGCUGAAGGACUUAAGGAUUCAUCGGCUCUGUUUCGCCAUGAGGUAGCGUUUGUUCUUGGCCAAUUACAGGAACCGUGCAGUAUUCCAUUUUUGCAAGCGAAUCUAGAGGACAAUCUGGAAAACGAAAUGGUCCGACAUGAAUGUGCCGAAGCUCUGGGCGCCAUUGCCAACGAGGAUUGCAUACAGAUACUCAACCGCUAUGCGGACGAUGAUAAGCGUGUAGUCAAGGAGAGCUGCGUCAUUGCCUUGGACAUGUGCGAGUAUGAAAAUAGUCCGGAAUUUCAAUACGCCGAUGGUCUAACAAAGCUGGACGGAUCAAAAUGACGAUAAUGAUUACUCCUCCUGACCAAAUCUGUAUAUAUUGAUUAUUCUGUAUAAAUUUUUGCGUAUUAUAUUAUCAAAGAAUUUAAUUGUUAGAUAAACGCAAACGUGACUUGUUGCAAGAAUCUAAA
Drosophila willistoni is the source of this 1125-nucleotide messenger RNA. RefSeq names its product deoxyhypusine hydroxylase (gene nero). The record is from RefSeq and is a predicted model, not a curated record. Bases 83 to 997 code for a protein of 304 amino acids. Gene Ontology annotation, biological process: peptidyl-hypusine biosynthetic process. Gene Ontology annotation, molecular function: deoxyhypusine monooxygenase activity. NCBI's taxonomy places the organism in Eukaryota, Metazoa, Arthropoda, Insecta, Diptera, Drosophilidae. The transcript has a single exon.